AUGUCUCGAGGAGGACGUGGAGGUGGAUUUGGCCGUGGAGGAGGUGGAGGCGGCCCUCAGAGUGGAGCUAUGCAACUUGUAUCCUUUGAUCUCUUGAAAGACCUUGGUUCUGGCAAUCUGUUUAAUGUCAACACUGCCUUGUUUCCUGAAAUGGAUGUACCUAUCCCACGUAAACCUACAUCAAACGAAAUUCAACAGUGGAAACUAAGGAAGGAGUAUCUCGGCAUGAUUAAAGAUUCACCAUUUCAUUUAACAGCACCACCACCACCACCCGACAUCGAACGUUAUUCAGAUAAAUACAAAGUGAUAGCAGAGAAACGUAGCUUGAAGGAUAUUGAAACCAAUCUCGAUUUUUUCCCUGAAGAGCUCCAGGCUGUUAUUGAUCCCAAGCGAGGAAAGAAGAAACAAAAAUCUCGAGCAGUCGUAGAUGAGUAUGGUCAAAUUGAAGCAUUACUCAAUGCAGAAAGCAAAGAGGGAGAAGAGGAAGAGGAAGACGGUGAAAAGAAAGAAGACGAAGAUGCUGAAGAUGAAGAAGAAUAUGAGGAUGAAGAAGAACUGGUGGAUGACAACGAUUAUGCAGAGAACUACUUUGAUAAUGGUGAAGGCGACGAUGACGACGAUGGUGAUAAUGAAGAUGCUUAUUCUUAG
Molecule: messenger RNA, 648 nt
Organism: Mucor velutinosus
Lineage: Eukaryota; Fungi; Mucoromycota; Mucoromycetes; Mucorales; Mucoraceae
Exons: 4
Coding region: 1-648 (215 amino acids)
Biological process (GO): transcription by RNA polymerase III
Cellular component (GO): RNA polymerase III complex
Source: RefSeq, a predicted model, not a curated record